Stylonychia lemnae is the source of this 1602-nucleotide messenger RNA. The record is from the annotation of a GenBank genome assembly. NCBI's taxonomy places the organism in Eukaryota, Ciliophora, Spirotrichea, Sporadotrichida, Oxytrichidae.
AUGAUUAUAUAAACAAUCAUUAUACUAGGUUUGGCUUAUCUCUUUUACGAGAAGGUGUUUAAAUUUUACUACUAUUACUGGUUUUACAGGAGAUAAGGAAUUCCUUCGACUCCUUUCCCACUUCCUUUUAUUGGCAACUUGAUUGAAGUGAAAAAAGCAUUAGAUAACCUUGGUCCUUACAGUAAGACAGUUUUAGAAGAUUACUGGCAUGAUUGCUUCGGAGAGAUAUUACCACCUGUAUUUAGUGAUCAUAGAGCCCCAAAUGGAGGUAUUGUUUUCUCUGAUCCUAAUUAUGUUGAAGAAAUUUACACUAUCAAAUCAAAGUACAUUGACAAAGAUAGCAAAUUUUAAAGACUUUUUUAUAAGGUAUUUGGCGACUCAAGUUUUUUGUCAAAAUCUAAUGAAGUUUGGGCUACAAAGAGAAAACAUCUCUCAGCAGCUUUUUACAAAGAUAAAAUCAAUCUAAUCUUAAGAGGAGCUGUUUCAAUUGCUAAUCAAAGAGUAAAAGUCUGGAAAAAUCUGAUUUAAAAAGACAAAUAAGUGGUUAAUUUGACAAAAGAAAUGAAUGAACUCAUUGAUGAUGUAGUUUAAAUAUGUAUUUUUGGAUAGAUUUCUCUUAAAAAAUAGCUAAUUUUCAAAAAAAAUGGCCAAGAAAGUAUAGUAUCUCUAGGUAGAUUCAUUAGGCUUUUAUCUGAGAAAAUUUUCUCAAGGUAUGCAAGUUUAUUUAGGCAGUUUACAGAUGUUUUUGACUUUGCUGCACUUAAUAAAUAGGAAAGAGAAGACUUUGAAAAUGCUAAAUAUCUAAGAGAAUUCACAAUUAGACUUAUUGAUGAAAGAAGAAAAGAAAUUGAGAAACCUGACUUCCAAUCAUAAGGAGACUUCCUUACUCUUAUUCUCUAAGACUCAUAUUUUGAAAAGGAUAAGGAUAUAAUAGAUGAAGUCGUGGGAUUUAUGACUGCUUCCAAUGUAACCACAUCUAUCGUAAUGACAAAUGCUAUUUUUUAUCUCACAAAAAAUCAAGAAGCAUUCAAAAAGGUCAGAGAUGAAUUCAAAAAAGUUCUAAAAGUUGAUGAAACAAUAUCUUCCUUGACUGAUUUAUAAUGGGCUGAUCUUUUGACAUACGAAAACUUGAAUAUGUGCAACUAUCUUAACUACUGUGUUAAUGAAACAAUGAGAAUUGAUCCUUCAUCUAGGGUAACGACUAAUCAUGUGUUCACAGAAAAUAUUUAAAUUGGCGGCAUUUCUAUUCUUUCUGAGACUCCAUGGCAAAUCAACAUCUAUGCUCUAUAAAAUAACCCUAAAGAAUGGAUUUAGCCUGAUCAAUUUAUCCCAGAAAGAUUUGAUCCAUUGAAUCCAUACUAUCUGACACCAGCUGGAACAAAAAGAAAUUCUUUCUCCUUCGGACCAUUUUUCGGAGGUAAAAGAAUAUGCUUAGGGAAGACUUUUGCAGAAAGUUUGAUGAAAUGCUUGAUUUCAAUUAUUGUCAAUUAAAUCGACUUUGAAUUUGAAGAUAAGGAACUAUUAAAAAGAAAACCUAUCUUCGCAUUGAUGCAAGAUGAGCCCUGCUACUUGUUUAGGCUUAAACAGUAUGAGACAAAGUGA